Molecule: messenger RNA, 1696 nt
Organism: Tuber melanosporum (Perigord truffle)
Lineage: Eukaryota; Fungi; Ascomycota; Pezizomycetes; Pezizales; Tuberaceae
Exons: 6
Coding region: 233-1369 (378 amino acids)
Source: RefSeq, a predicted model, not a curated record
CCAAGCGUUCUCCCCCGUCUUCCGUGAAUGGGAGUCGCAGCCCAGGCCUGAUUCAGCCCGUCAAUGAGAAAGGGUUCUUUCUGCCAACGUCGUGUCGCGGCAUCCCCAAACACCUUCGUUAUCUACCCUAUCCUCGAAUUCGCACCCUCUCUCAUUCACUCUCUCCCAUCGCAUCGUGGGAGGCUGGUUUGAUACCUGGGCUCGCGAGUUAGAUUGUCAUAUACCUAUCGCAAUGCUGGAAUACCUGCCCUGGAAGAAAAAGGUCAAAGAGCCUACCGCCGCCGCCUGUGCCGUCUUGACUCAUAAUGAGGCGGUGGGGAAGUCGGUCACUACCGCUACCCCCGCUACCGCGACCGCAACACCGGAAUCUCCCAAACCAGUCCUGUCCCACCACGACGAAGAAUUCCUGAAAAAGACACUCGAAGACACGGACGACCAACCCCUCGUUAUCCUUGAGGGCUCUGGGUCCGCCACGCCGAGUAUUGCGCCUCUUGCAACGCCUGCGCUUGAGAAUCCGGCGACUGCUGGUACGAGCGAUGAUUCCGAGGUGAAGAUUAAGAGUAAGAAGAAGGAGAAGGAGGAGAAGGCUGCCGAGUGGAAGGAGGAGAUUAGGAAUCGGUGGGAGGGGCUGAGGAGGUCUGCGUCUAGCGCUGUUGAUAAGAGGAAGGGGAAGGGGAAGGAGAGGGAGAAGGUGGAGGAGGGAUUGGAGGUUAAGGAAGAAAAGAAGAGCGAGGAGGAUGAAUUGAGGGGUGCGCUGGAUGGCUUGAAUCUUGCCGCGGAGGGUGGCCGCGCCUUCUCCAUCUCCCCGGCAACAGCCCAACUGCUCGACCGCUUCACGCAAAUCCUCAAGGACCUUGUCAACGGCGUCCCAACGGCAUACAAUGAUCUCGUAGAGCUCCUCGAAAGCUCUUCCAAAACCUUGGAGGAAACAUUCAAUUCCCUGCCCAACUUCCUACAAAAUAUGAUAAAGACAUUCCCAAAGAAGGUGCAAGCUAACGUGACGCCUGAACUCCUUCGUACUGCAGCGGCCGCGGCCCCCGCUACCGCCGCAAAGGUCGAAAGGCUAUCUUCGAUUCCAAGUCUUAAAGAAAUGGUUACAAAACCGGGAUUACUAAUGGGGAUGCUAAAAAGUAUUAUUAACCUGCUCAAGACUAGGUUUCCAAUGGCUCUUGGGGGUGCAAAUCUAGCGAUUAGCAUGGGGCUGUUUGUUGUCUUGUUUGUCCUUUGGUAUUGUCAUAAGCGCGGUAGGGAGGAGAGGCUCGGGAGGGAGAGGCUCGCGGCUGAGGCACUAUCUGCGGGCGAGGAGGAAACGACAGGAGCGGCGCCGACGGUGGUUGUGGGAAGAGAGGGGGAGGGGAGGAAGGAGUGAUGAUUCUGGCUUACGCCAUCGGGGAGUUGAGAUGACCGUAGGGUUGGUUGGUUGGUAUAUGUGAUACGGGAUAUGGUUUAUGUGGACACGCGCAAUGUCUUGCUAUUCAUCCUUGUCUUUUUUCCGCUUAGUUCCAAAACUUGAUACCACGCAUCUCCUUUGUUUGCUUACGCUUGAUAUCAUGCCCCCUUUACUUUCCUUGCUUUCUUACGCACUUUCUGCUUGAUAUAGCGAUCUCUUCCAGGUAUGUUUUUUACGGUGGAUGUGAGUGAUCGUGUUGUGUAUUUGUGUAUUUCUAGGAAUAACUAUGAUACUGGUUGAAAAUAA